AUGUAAUAACUCAAAUAAUUGGUUUAUAUGAGAUAAAUGCCUUCAAAUUUAAUAGCUUUUUCAUCUAAAGAAGGCAAAAGAUUAUUCAAAGAAGCAUUAGAUUAAAAUACUAUGGAAUGUUAUUUUCCUCUUGCUGAACAAUUUAUUACUUAAUUGCAUCCUACUACUUGUGGAUCAACAACAUUAGUUAUGGUAUUAAAUGCUCUUAAAAUUGAUCCAGGAGUAUAAUGGAAAGGGUAUUAGAAAAAUUAAAUAAUAGAAUAUGGAAAUGGUAUACAGAAGAAAAUUUACAUGGUUUAAAAAAAGAACAUUUAGAAAAUGGUAUAGAUUUAGAUGCAUUUUCACAUAUUGCAAAACAUAAUAAAGUUGCUAUUCAAACAUUUUAUCAUCCAAAUUUAUAUGAAUAACAAUAUGAAUAAAAAAAGUAAAAUUGUAUAGUUUAAGUAAAGCUUUUAUGAUUGUUAAUAAAAUUGCACAAGAAUUCAAAAUUAACAUAAAAUAGCAUCAUUAUAAACAUUCUAUACAUGUUUAGAAGCUUCAUCUAGAAUGGAUAGACUUUUUAUGGUAGUAAAUAAUAGUAGAAAAAUAAUGGGAUAAACAGGAGAAGGACACUUUUCACCAAUAGGAGGAAUUCAUUUAAAAGAAAAGAAAGUGAUGCUCUUUGAUGUUGCAAGGUAUGUGAAAUAGCAAUAUAAGAUUUAAGUAUCCCCCUUAAUGGUGUGAUUUUGAUUUAUUAUAUAAUUCGAUUGCUCCAAUAGAUAAAGAUAAUAAUAUGACUAGAGGAUUUGCAUUAAUAACUAAAACAUUAGAUUAUGAUAUUUAAAGUUAAUACUCAAGAUAAGUUCUAUAAGAUUGGUUUAAAAAUAAAACUGAAACUAGUGAUCUGCCAAAUCAAUUAUCAGUUAUAUUUGUUUAUUAUUUGUUUAUAGUAUUGUAAAGAAUUGAAAUGUAAAUUACAAAUAUUCAUACAAUACCAUUUUAAUUAGCAUUGAGGGAAGAAUCUAGAUAUAAUAUUGAUUAAGCAUUAAUAUAGAUUAAAGGAUAGAAAAAUCUACAUAGCUUAAUUAGUGAUUUUACUUUUUAGUAUCCUGAUCUAAUUACAACAAUAAGUUGUCUUUUAUAUAAUAUUUUAUGUGGUUAUUAAAUAAGUCAUAGAGAAUUGACAGAAGAAUAUGAAUUAAUGAGAAUGAUAUUAGCAAUUUGA
This is a messenger RNA of Paramecium pentaurelia, 1204 nucleotides long. The record is from the annotation of a GenBank genome assembly. NCBI's taxonomy places the organism in Eukaryota, Ciliophora, Oligohymenophorea, Peniculida, Parameciidae.